Molecule: messenger RNA, 2373 nt
Organism: Salvia miltiorrhiza (redroot sage)
Lineage: Eukaryota; Viridiplantae; Streptophyta; Magnoliopsida; Lamiales; Lamiaceae
Product: ATP synthase gamma chain 2, chloroplastic-like
Exons: 2
Coding region: 293-1423 (376 amino acids)
Biological process (GO): proton motive force-driven ATP synthesis
Cellular component (GO): chloroplast thylakoid membrane
Molecular function (GO): proton-transporting ATP synthase activity, rotational mechanism
Source: RefSeq, a predicted model, not a curated record
AACAAUAAGCACUAAAUACACCGACCGACCAAGACCUUAAUUAAACCGGAUCUGGAGCGAGAACCGUUUUCUUGGUUCACCAAUAUCUCAGAACUCAUCACCCACUCCGGCGGUGAUUCCAUCAAUUUUCCGGCAAUCGGAGUAAUAUCGUCGCCAGAAUAAGCACCUCACACCUAUCAACAACUCAUUUGUUUCUUCUUCUUCUUCUAUGGCCUGUUCCUUUGCUUUUCCGAUCAAAAAUCAUUAUAGAAAAUUCAUAAAUUCCUAAGAGUUGAAGAGAAAAAUCGAUAAGAUGUCUUCUCUUAUCUCGUCGACGUCUCUCUCUUCCAACGACUGCGGUUCAAUCUCUUUCCAUUCUCAGCUCAACCCGUUUCCGUUUCUCGGUCUUUCCCUCUCUUCAAGGCCUCACACCUCUCAGCCACCAAACCCCCCGUUGAUUCAAAACGGGCUCCGUCAAAUCCGAGAAAGAAUGGAGUCCGUGAAGAACACGCAAAAAAUCACCGAAGCAAUGAAGCUGGUGGCUGCGGCCAAGGUACGGAGAGCUCAAGAAGCCGUAAUCAACGGCCGCCCCUUCGCCCAAUCCCUCGUGGAGAUGCUGUAUAGCAUCAAUGAGCAGUGCCAAUUGGAUGACGUGGAGGUCCCGUUAACGGCCGUUAGGCCCGUCAGGAGAGUUGCCCUAAUCGUCGUCACCGGCGAAAGAGGGCUUUGCGGGAGUUUCAACAAUGCGAUAUUGAGGAAGGCUGAGCUGCGGAUUGCGGAAUUAAGGAAUCGCGGAUUGGAUUGCACAUUAAUCAGCGUUGGGAAAAAGGGCAAUGCCUAUUUUAGAAGGAGGGAUAAUGUGAAAGUGGAUAGGUUUGUUGAGGGGGACAGCUUCCCCACAACUAAAGAAGCUCAAGUGAUUGCUGAUUACGUGUUUUCAUUGUUUCUGUGUGAGGAAGUUGAUAAAGUGGAGCUUUUGUAUACCAAAUUCGUUUCGUUGAUAAAGUCUGAUCCGGUUGUGCAUACUCUGCUUCCUCUAUCCGGGGAGGGGGAAGCUCAGGAUGUGAAUGGGAGGAGUGUCGAUGCAGGGGAUGACGAGUUCUUUAGACUGACUACGAAGGGAGGGAAGUUGGCUGUCGAGAGGGAUAAUGUGACAGUGAAGAAGAAGGCAAUGCUGCCUAAUUAUCAGUUCGAGCAGGAUCCUGCGCAGAUUCUUGAUGCGCUGAUGCCUCUGUAUUUGAAUAGCCAGAUCUUGAGGGCGUUGCAGGAGUCGUUUGCUAGCGAACUGGCUUCUAGGAUGAAUGCAAUGAGUAGUGCAACUGAUAACGCGGUGGAGUUGAGGAAGUCCCUUUCAAUGAGUUAUAAUCGCGAGAGGCAGGCGAAGAUCACUGGCGACAUAUUGGAGAUUAUUGCAGGAGCCGAGUUCCUUAGGAAUUCAGACUAAUUUGAUGGCUAAUGUGAUCACAGAAACAACGAUUGAUACAAUAGCGGAGCUACUGGCUGUGUGAAGUUAAAGGAAUGUCUUGAAGAUGGAAAGAUGGCUAAGAUGAUAAUUCUACAAGUGAUUUCACAGAUACAUUGCACAAAACAUGUAGGUAAGUGGGUAAUUCAACAUUUAUUCAUACUCUUUUCACAGCUUUUUGCUAUCUGAUGUUCGUAAUAGUAUGACUAAGAACUUAUGAAUGUGUCUGCAUGUAUAGGCAUAAAUUCUUGUGCACACGCUUGUAUUAGUAUGUCUUUAUUCCAUGAUUUAUUUUCUGUCCUUGGACAUUUAUAGACGGUUUCGAUGCGGUCUAAACGGGCUGGAUGAUGGUGUUUUAUGAAAGAAACCUUAUCGAAACUGAGGGAUAUCCUGGCUAUCUGCUCUGGUGAGUUAUGAAAAUUAACUUGUUCUGUAUUAUUCUUUCUUUUAUUCUUUUUGUGCUUAUGUGAUUUACUGUAUUAUCUUACACUGUUAAAAAAUCAAAGGCUUUUCCCUUCUUUGCCUUGGAUUAGUUGCCUAGUAGUUGGCCUGACAUGAUUUCUGUUAUAACAAAUUAGAAAUAAGUUGUACUCAUCGUUUCAGUCAAACUCCCGUCGUUGCUUGUCCCGUAAGGUAGAAAAAAGGAGUAGAUCCUAAUUAGCAGAAUAGUCUGAACACAGCAUUGUGCAUUCUUUGAUAUUUGAUAGAAUAAUGAAGUAAUCUUUGGAUAAUCGAGUCCAUUUGCAGGUUUACAUGAUGAUCAGGUACUUAUGAGUGAUCUUUGCUUCCUUCAAUCAAUUCCAAUGAGGAAGAAGCCGAUGCAUCUCCGGGUGCUUUGAACGUGUUUUAUUAUCGUUGUUCUUGUUAAAUAUUGUAAGCCAAGGAGACGUAUAUUUUUCAUGAUUGAUUAUAUGUAUGAUUUGAGCAUUUUU